Messenger RNA from Effrenium voratum, 974 nucleotides. Lineage: Eukaryota; Dinophyceae; Suessiales; Symbiodiniaceae. The record is from the annotation of a GenBank genome assembly.
AGGUAGUGCCGUCGCAGUGGCCGAGCAUCGCCGCCGCGGUGGAGGCAGCCGAGGAGGGGGCGCUGAUCCAAGUGCAGCCCAAUCAUGUGGAGCAGCUUCUGCAGCCGCUGAUCCUGGACAAGAACAUCUGCCUGGCCGGGCCGGCGGACAACUCCGCGCUCAUCCAGGGCGAGGGCCUCAUCGUGGCGGGGGGCAAGUCGCUGAGCUCCGUGGUGCUCAGCCGGCUCCGCUUCCAAAUCACCGGGGGCCCCGCGCUGCUGUUGGCCGGCGGCUGCUCCGUGGAGCGCUGCGAGGUUGAGUGUGCUGGCGGCGUGGGCGUCGAGGUGGCCGCGCACAGCGAGGUGCGGAUCCUGCGGAGCGUGGUGCGGGACUGCCAGGUGGGCAUCUCUCUGGCAGGGGGUGCUGCCUCUGCUCUGCUGGAGGGCACCCACAUCGAGCGCUGCGCGUGCGGCCUGGCGCUCACCGGCCUUGACGUGGAGGAAGGCUGGGGCGACGUGUUGGCGCCCCUGAGCGGCGCUUCGCUGACCCUCAACGAGGCCGAUCUGCGCUUGCGGGCCUGGAGCGUGCGAGAGAAGGGCGGCGUCAUGCGCCAUGCGCCGCUGGGUGAGGAGAUCUCCCUUUGUGGCUGGCCCUACGAGCAGUGCAAUGUGGUGGUGCCGACGGACCGGGGACCUGUGGUCUUGCACAUCAACGGGGGCAAGGUCAAUGCCACCCUCUGGGAUGAUGAGGAUGAGGGCACCGCUGAGAGCGAAGGUGAUGCUCAAGACUCCUCCUUCCACGAGGUUGACCUCUCAAAAGCCUAGCAGCCGCAGGGCGGCGGCCGCGCGCUCGUCUGGGAGAAGAAUGUGGAGAUGUGCGCAAAGAAGCCGAAACAAUUAUGGAGCUUCAAUGGCUGUGCCGAGGAAGCUGUCGAGGACCCGGCAACGCGCAAAGCCGCAGUUGGCCGCAGGCCGAGGUGCGCGAGUCGGACAGAG